CCUCAGCCUGGCAAUGCGUGCGAGCGGAGCGCAAAGGCAACGCGAAAGCCGUCUCUUUCCACCGCCGCGUUACGAAGCGACGCUUUCACCGGCCCGGGUUUUUACCUCCCACUUUUACUGCUAUUUUUAAGAUCUUUUCUUUUUUUGAAAAUGCACGACCGUCUGGAUCCUCGGAGUGGACGAGAAAGGCUUUCUCAAGACAAAAUGGGUUGUUCUGUCUGAGCGCCUAGCUUGCGUUCCCCCCCCUUUGGUUCAGGUUUGUAAUGGAACUAGCUUUUUUGGCUUUUUGCAUUUGAAUCCUACUGCGCAACCCAGACGGAUCACGUGGGUCGUGGAGUUGAUCGAUUUGCUCAAAUAUAUAUGAAAAGAUAAACGGAAAAGGUUGCAAAAGGAUAUUUUUGCCGGGGAAAAAGACGAGACUUUAGAGAAAAACAACGGUUGGGUUAACCGCAAUAUAUUUUUAUGCGCGUGUAAAAUGGAGACGCACAUUUCGUGCCUCUUCCCGGAAAUUUUAGCCAUGAUUUUCAGUUACUUGGAUGUGAGGGACAAAGGCAGGGUCGCCCAAGUGUGCACGGCUUGGAGGGACGCGUCUUACCACAAGUCGGUCUGGAGGGGGGUGGAAGCCAAGUUACAUUUGAGGAGGGCCAACCCGUCGCUGUUCCCCAGCCUGCAGGCCCGGGGAAUCAGACGGGUGCAGAUACUGAGCCUUCGGCGCAGUCUCAGCUACGUUAUUCAGGGUAUGCCAAAUAUCGAGAGUUUGAACCUUAGUGGCUGCUACAACUUAACCGAUAACGGCCUGGGGCACGCUUUCGUGCAGGAGAUCCCGUCCCUGCGUGUGCUCAACCUCAGCCUCUGCAAACAGAUCACGGACUCCAGCCUGGGCAGAAUCGCCCAGUACCUGAAAAACUUGGAGGUGCUGGAACUUGGCGGCUGCAGCAACAUCACCAACACCGGUCUGCUGCUCAUCGCGUGGGGUCUGCACCGGCUCAAGAGCCUCAACCUCCGCAGCUGCCGGCAUGUGUCGGACGUUGGCAUCGGGCACUUGGCCGGCAUGACCCGGAGCGCGGCCGAGGGCUGCCUCAACCUGGAAUAUCUGACCUUACAGGACUGUCAGAAGUUGACAGACCUGUCGCUCAAACACAUCUCGAAGGGCCUGACGAAGCUCAAAGUUCUCAACCUAAGUUUCUGCGGGGGGAUCUCGGACGCCGGCAUGAUUCACAUGUCCCACAUGACCAGUCUCUGGAGCCUUAACCUUCGGUCUUGUGACAACAUCAGCGACACGGGCAUCAUGCAUCUCGCCAUGGGCACUCUGAGGCUGUCGGGACUGGACGUGUCGUUCUGCGACAAGAUCGGUGACCAAAGCCUGGCGUACAUCGCCCAGGGUCUGUACCAGCUGAAGUCGCUGUCCCUGUGCUCGUGCCACAUUAGCGACGAUGGCAUCAACAGGAUGGUGCGCCAAAUGCACGAGCUGAGGACCCUGAACAUCGGCCAGUGCGUGCGGAUUACAGACAAAGGACUCGAGCUCAUCGCGGACCACUUGACACAGUUGACUGGAAUCGAUCUUUAUGGAUGUACAAAAAUCACGAAAAGGGGUCUGGAGAGGAUCACGCAGCUCCCUUGCCUUAAAGUUUUAAACCUGGGACUGUGGCAGAUGACCGAAAGUGAAAAAGUGAGGUGAAACUUGCGAGAUUUUAG
Molecule: messenger RNA, 1695 nt
Organism: Megalops cyprinoides (Indo-Pacific tarpon)
Lineage: Eukaryota; Metazoa; Chordata; Actinopteri; Elopiformes; Megalopidae
Product: F-box/LRR-repeat protein 14
Exons: 1
Coding region: 476-1678 (400 amino acids)
Biological process (GO): SCF-dependent proteasomal ubiquitin-dependent protein catabolic process
Cellular component (GO): SCF ubiquitin ligase complex
Molecular function (GO): protein binding
Source: RefSeq, a predicted model, not a curated record